ACUUAGGGAAAGUCAGUCGCCGGAAGUUUGGUACGGCGAAGCAGUUUCUCACGGAGUUCGAACGAGUUGCGCGCUUAGUGCCUGAUCUUCCAGAUAAGGAUCGGUGUCUUAUCUUCCUCGAGAACUUUUCGAAAGUUGAGCAGCGGGAAUUGAUGAAGGAUAUGAAUGGUCGAUACGACUGGUCAAAGAUCAAGGAGAAUUUGUUGGCGGGAAGCUUCGACCAGUUGCUUUACUGUCUUUUGAAGCAGCAAAAAGAAGACCGCGAGAAGGAAGGGGUAAGCGCGGACAAAGACCAAGCCGUUUACAAGACCCUGACUGACAUGCGGAACAUGAUGGCUGACAUGAAGGAGGAAAGGUUAAAGCUACAAGUGAUGAUGGUCCAGACGAAAGGGGGAAAAAGGAAGGGAAAAACACCCGUUGUGGAGGAAGUGAGUAGUAGCAGCAGUGAAGAGGAAGACGAGGAGGAAGUGGAGCCCCCUCGAACAUUGACCAAGGCAAAACGGAAGGCCCUGAAUCAGAUACGAGGAGGGCAAGGCACUGGUAAAAAGCAGCGGAAGAAUAAUGGAGGAGGUGGACAAGAAAGUAACCAAGAACAGGCGGCGCAGGCCCCUCCUCAGCAACCCCAACCUCAGGCAGGAGGCCGAGGCCGAGGUCGAGGUAGAGGACAAGGCACUGGGGGAGGCCGAGGAAAUGGUGGCGGCCGAGGCAAUUGGCAGAAUUGGUUUUGCAAGUAUUGUGGCCAAGAUGGGCAUGGGAUACGGUUUUGUCAGACCGUUGCCAAAGAUGAAAACGACAAGGUUAUAUAUACGAAUAUUCGAGGCGAGGUCUACGACUUCGAAGGGAAUCUCAUCGAUCAUAUUGUGGAAGGAGGAAUGAGAAAGGAAGCCUUCCGACGUAUGAGGCGAGAUCUUCCAGCAACGUUUCGACUGACUUCCCCGGAAGAAGUCGAACAGAUCGAGUUCGAAGCGGCGAUGGAGUCAUUGACGAUUGAAGAUGCCAAGGUCGCAGAUGAAGGAGAUGGCCAAGGAGGUCUUACUGAUGGUACCGCAUCACAGUCUGGAUCGUCGUCGGCAGGGCGUUUGAUGGCCACCACAAUCUUGUCCCGUCCCGCUUUCAAGCGACCUGCCACUGUUGGCCUCCCACAGGCUCGGAGGGCUCGGAAGCCGCCACGGCCAAGGGCAACGCCAGAGGAAGGACCAAGUCAGCCACGGGGAAGCGAGACAAUUGUGAUUGAGGAAGACGAUGGCGAGGAGGACGAAUUGUUGCGGGCCGAGGAUGAGCGGCAGGUCAAACAACGGGCCAUGGAGAGGGAACCAGAAACGGGCAAGGCCGAUGUUGAGGAAGGAGAGCUGAAAAAGAAGAAGCAAGUCUACACAAUUCCAGCAGAGCCUGGGCUGGAUAUUGAGCAAAUCGUGGACCGGAUUUUGGAAAGCCAGCGCGAUUUGUUCACGCUCAAGGAGUUCUUGGCCGCGUCACCCAAAAUCCGAGAGGAGUUUAGACAGCGAUUAGGUGGACGACUUGAAGUUGGAGCGAAACGUAAGUACAAGAGAGUAGGCGAGAAAGCUCAGUCAGUGCCCGUCUUGAUCACGCAAGAAGAAGAAGUGUAUUAUAAAGAAGAAAGAGAAUGGAUCAGGAUGAUGAAGGAAAAGAGUAUGAAGGCGCCAUGUCGGUUGACGGAGGAGAGGAUUAAGAAUAUGAUCAUUGGAGAGGAAGAGUCUCUUACAGAGAAGGAGGUGGACUUCCUUGUCAGCGUCAUGAAGAAAACCUAUUUGGCUUAUGCUUUCGAUGAUGAUGAGCGAGGGAGGCUUAACGUUGACAUGAUUCCAAUGAUCAGGAUUCAUACGGUACCUCACGAGUCGUGGAACAUACGAGGCCCGCAUUAUCCGAAUCCGGAUGAUCAUCGUAGAGUCGUUGAAUAUCUGGACGGUAAGAUUCGGACAAAGGUCGCGGAUUACUCGUACGGACCAUAUGCGUCCCCUUGGUUUUGUUUCAUCAAGCCAAGUGGCGUAUUGCGAUGGGUGCAGAACUUGCAGAAGCUGAACUCAGUGACCGUUCGUGAUGCCGGAGGACUUCCGCAUGCCGAUCAGCUAUCUGAAUCGUGCGCAGGCAGACCUAUCAUCACUCUCAUCCACUUCUACUCAGAAUAUGAUCAAUUCCCUCUCUAUACAGCAGACAGGUCAAUGACGGCCAUGCAUACGCCGAGGGGAUUAAUUCAUAUGUGUGCGGCGCCUCAAGGAUGGACAAACGCCGUAGCGAUUGUUCAGAGAGACAUGAUGAGAGUCAUGCAGCCGCUUUGUCCAAGCGUGACCUCACCUUAUAUCGAUGAUCUGGCCAUACCUGGGCCACGUGUCAAGGACGAGACGGAGGUCCUGCCAGGCGUUCGAAAGUUUGUUUGGCAGCACGUUCGUAACGUGGAAAAGGUCCUGUCCAAGUUAAAGGAGUACAACCUCACCGCCAGCGGUGUCGAAUCUCGACAUUUUGUACGUGAGGCGACUAUUUUGGGCUUCUUAUGCGAUGAGAAGGGUCGUCAACCAGACUCCAAAAAGACAAACAAGAUUCUGGAGUGGCCGACCUCGUUCAAGUCCAUUACAGACGUGCGCAGCUUCUUGGGGACUUGCGGAUUUUGGCGCAUCUUCAUUCGCAAGUUCGCGGCAAGGGUGGAGCACCUGCGGAAGUUGGUGCGUAAGAAUCAGGAAUGGGAAUGGGGUCCAAAGCAAGAGGCGGCAGUUGAUGAUAUCAAGGCACAGUUCCGAGAAGGAGGAUUGAUCCUGGGAGUUUCAUGCUUCGACAAUGACCCGAAUCGACCCUUCGUGGUUGAAACAGAUGCAGGCCCCACGACAUUGGGUGGAGUCCUCAUCCAAAAGGAUGAAGAAGGGCGAGAAAGGCCAUUGAGAUUUGAAAGUCGGACGCUGAAUGAGGCGGAAAGGAAAUAUUCCCAAUUUAAGAGGGAAACCCUUGCAGUGCUUCAUUGCUUCAGGAUCUUCCGUAACUACGUGUUUGGAAGACGGUUCAUCUUGCGGGUUGAUCCGACUGCCUUGGCGCAGUCACUGAAGAAUUAUUCCCCCUCGGAUCCAACUAUUACUCAAUGGUUGAUCUAUUUUUGGAUGUUAGAUUUCGAGAUCGAGCGCAUUGCAGGAGCACAAAAUCGAGCCGAUGGAUUAAGUCGGAUCGAGUGGGACUCCUCGAAAGAUCAGGCAGAAAACUCGGUUCCUGUGAAUGGGUUCUUGGAGAGGGACGAGCAACAAUUAAGAAUCAAUGUUUGGGAAUACAUUACUAAUGCUUCGUCUGGACCUGGGAAGUCUAUCUGGAGUUCGCCGAGUUGCUAUCAAAAGCGUUCAGAACUUGUGAUGAGAGAGCCCUUUAUUGAGGAGGAUCCUUGGGGCAAACGAUCUGCUCAGCAGAUGAUGAGAUUGACAUUGUCCGACCUGGUACGACUUUCAGAAGAGCCUCUUACGAUUGAAGGAGGACAUGAGCAGGGUGACGAAGCUCUCAGGAUCUCCGAGGGAAUGGUAUUCCUGGUUAAUUCGUUGAUACAAGAAGAUCGCGGCAAGUUAAUGUUGGAAGAACGGGAAGGCAGUGAGAUUAAAGAAGCCUUUCGUGAGGAGGAAUAUGAUGGGAUUUAUAAGAAGAUUGGGCUUUGGUUGAAUAGGGACCUGAACGAGGCAGAAAUAGAGCAAAAAAUAAGACAAAAGGCAAAGAGUUUUGUCAUUCGACAGGGGCAUCUCUUCAAAAAGUCUAACGAUGGUGUGACAUUGAUGCUGUGGGAUUUGAGAGUGGGGCACUCUCCUCAACGGCAAGCUCGCUUCUGUGUUGGUGAGCGGCGCCUGAGUCAGCGGCGGCGUUUGAAGGAGGGUGUGACUCGUCCUUGUGAGCGGCCAUAACGAGAGUGGUGCGACCGAAUGUUUUGUGAAGAUAUUUGGCUUUCUUGAGCGAGCCCUCAUAAAAAUCACUCAAGGUAGGUUGGGAGAUGCAUGUGAGAAGGAAUCAACAUUAUUUGCUCGA
Chara braunii is the source of this 4002-nucleotide messenger RNA. NCBI's taxonomy places the organism in Eukaryota, Viridiplantae, Streptophyta, Charophyceae, Charales, Characeae. The record is from the annotation of a GenBank genome assembly.